Molecule: messenger RNA, 1416 nt
Organism: Rhizophagus irregularis DAOM 181602=DAOM 197198
Lineage: Eukaryota; Fungi; Glomeromycota; Glomeromycetes; Glomerales; Glomeraceae
Biological process (GO): negative regulation of transcription by RNA polymerase II; negative regulation of phosphatase activity
Molecular function (GO): chromatin binding; transcription corepressor activity; phosphatase inhibitor activity
Source: RefSeq, a predicted model, not a curated record
AUGACAAUGACACCGGAACAAACACAAUUAUAUCGUUCAAAAUUAGAACAAGUAAUAAUUAAUACUUCAGAAACUAUAAAAACUUGGAAAAAUUAUGAACGAGAUUAUAAAUCCUUAAAAGAUACUUUGAGUGAAUUAGAUCAUGAAACCGAACAUAAAGUUAUGGUACCAAUUGGUAAAUUAGCAUUCAUGCCAGGAAAAUUAAUCCAUACUAAUGAAAUUUUGGCGAUGCUUGGUGAUAAUUGGUUUGUAGAACGAUCAACAAAACAAUCCAUUGGAAUAGUAGAAAGAAGAAUGGAUAUGGUGAGCAAAACUAUCAAUGAUUUGGAAUUACAACUUGAAAAUCAACGAACAAAAAUUGGAUUGUCUUCAAAUAUUUUGGAUCUUUCAGGUUUACAGGAAUCAAAGUUUAACGAAGAAGGAUUACCUUUUGUGGAUAUUAUGGAAGAAUAUAAUUCUGAUGAUGAAAAGAAAGAUAAACAACAAGUUAAAGAGAAAAAAGCUGUUAAAGAUCUCGGCAAAGAUACUCCUAAAAGUAGUGAAGAUCGAUUUGGAUAUUUGGAUGAGUUAAUUAAAGAGGAAGAGGAGGAAUUAAGACGAGAAAAUUUUUUGGGAUCAGAUGAAGAUGAUUAUGAAGAAGAAUUAGAGGAGGAGGAGGAGGAAGAAGAUGAAGAAUAUUGGGAUGAUGAAGUUGAGGAAGAUGACGAAAUAUAUUCUGAAGAAGAAUAUGAAGAGGAGGAGGUGACAGUGGAGGAGAGAGUAAAAGAAAAAUCAACAGUUAAACAUAAUAAAAAAGUUACAUUCGCUAAUCAAUCUUCAAAAGCACAAGAAAUUCGAUCACCAGCUGAUAUUUACGCGCAUAUGCUAAAGAAAGCAAAACAAAAUGAGCAAUCAACAGACGUGGAAAAAAUUACGCCGGAAGACAUAGAUUUCAUUUCACCUUUAAAUAAACCUGAAGAAAGAAAAAAGCCUACAUCAUUGUUCAAAUCAGGAAGGCGAUCUAAUUUAUUAUAUACUCCACAAGAAACACGUAAACCUACACCUUCAACUGUUUCCAUUGGAAGUGUAAAAGAGAAUAUUAUUACAAAAAAUUCUCAACGCAUUACAAAUUCACCAGUCAAAUCAACUGUUGUGGAAAAAGAGGUUCGUUCUGAAGACGUUGAUGUGGAAGCAUUAGAAGAUGAGAUUUGGAUGAAAGAGAUAAGUUCGGAAUAUCAUCAAAAACGGUUACAGUUUAUAGCUCAAGAAGGUGGAUUAACUUCCAUACUUGAACCAAAACAAUUUAAAGAUACCGUGGAAGAUUCUGAAGAUCUUAUUGCUGAAGAUAGUAAAUCAACUUCGCAACCAAUAAUAGAAGAGAAACCUAAAAAAAUUUCCAAAUUUAAAGCUGCCAGGUUACAAGGAAAAUUUGAAUAA